Messenger RNA from Cherax quadricarinatus, 5002 nucleotides. RefSeq lists its product as uncharacterized. Gene Ontology annotation, molecular function: protein binding. The record is from RefSeq and is a predicted model, not a curated record. Lineage: Eukaryota; Metazoa; Arthropoda; Malacostraca; Decapoda; Parastacidae.
UGUUCCGUGCUGCGGACCUCUCCGCCUGUCUGCCUGCCUCCUUGGCUGUCUGCCUCUCUGGCUGUCUGCCUCUUUGGCUGUCUGCCUCUGCGUCUGCCUCUCCACCAAAUAUUUUUACCCCCAAAGGGAGCGCCACACACCUUUCUCUCUCUUCUACUCUGAUACGCCACAUCUUGGCAGUGCGUCAACUAGAUAAACACGUACACUCAACAUUUCUUGAACGUCAACUCGAACGAUAUUGCGAUGAGAUGAAAGAGCUCAGAGAAGAGAUAUCGCACGCAUCCCGUUGGUCGUUCAGGUGGCGUAGCGUGACCAAAAAAAUUACCAAACAAAUAAACAAAUACAAAAGAGAAAAUCAAUUUUGAUGCGUGUUGUCUUGAAACAAGUGGUGUGUGUGAACCUUAGUGCUAUUGAAAUGAUAUAAUGAACUAGUGCUCUCUUAACGAGCAACUUAAGUCGAUAUCACAGCAGCUAUUUAAGCACGAGUCAGCUUACGCAAAACAUGAAAACCGAGUAAUAGUGAGUUAAUACUAAGGUGUGAAUAUAUAUUUUCUUACACAGUACUUGGUGACCACUUGAAAGACAUAGAUUGUCCCACUUUUUCUUUGCCUCUGUUAUUCUAGUCACAAAGAGUAACGAAAGUUCUUUAGAAAUACUAAUGUACAAGAAUUACUCACAAGAAUUACACAUGGAGGGAGUGGUGCAAAUUCUAGCAGAGGAAUUGAACAAAAAGUAUUAGUUACCCCUUGUCAAUCAACCAAAAAAUAUAUAAUCUUUUUCAAACCCUGAAAAGAAAUAUAUUUAUAACAGGGAGAAAAUAAAGGUCAACAUUAAAUUUCUGUUUCCACUGAGACUGGUCAGUGAUAAUACACUGAAAAGAAGAGAAUAUGAAAUUAUCAAACAUUUACUUUUGGACACAGCGUUCCUGCUUUAGAAAGAUGGGGGACAAAUUAACAGCAGCCAAGCCCAAAAUUGCCCACUAGACCGAGAGAGAAUCACAUCUGCCUGAUGCAAACACCGCUCACAGUUGUACAACGACUGGCCUGAAGAUUAAUGGUGGACACGGCGCAGACUGAUGUGAAGCUGGUAACGUCAAAACCCAAAGAAGAAUGGUUGCCGCAUGGCAACACUGUGUGGUGGAGGAUUGUGGUGCUCCUGUGGGUGUGGCACCGCUGCACACACGAGGCAUGAAGAACCAGUGAAUUUACGGAGGACUGUGUGCCAGCAUCACAUCCUCCAGCUGUGUGUUGUGAGGUGGAUGGGCGGGGAUGGUGGUGAGGUGAGGAGCGAUGCGGGCGGCAUGACGCUGUCCACGCCCACGCCCCCACGGACGCCCCCGCACCCUACAGAUCAUGUGCACAUCACAAGGUCAACACGCAACUCUGUGUCAGCCCAGGACGCGCACGGCUUCAGUGUGGGCGUGUGUGUGGGUGUGGGCGUGGCUGGGUCUCGGUGUGUGGGGCGGGUGUCCCAAAGUGUGCGAGUGCUUCUGGCGCGACGGUAAACAGAUGGUGGCGUGUCGGGACGCACAUUUCAUCGACAUUCCUCGCGGGAUCGAACCCUCAACUCAAGUGUUGGAUCUCAGUCACAAUAACUUGAGGAUCCUCCCCCGAGACUCCUUCGUCUACACGGGCCUCCGCAGCCUCCAGAAAGUGAUGCUCAACCACUGCAAUCUGAAACUCCUGGAUAAAGGGGCGUUCAACGGAGUCGAAAACAUUAUGGAGCUCGAUCUAAGCAACAACCAGCUACGGUCGAUACCGUCUGCGGCCCUGAUGGACAUGUUGGGCUUGAGGGAACUUCGCAUAGCUCACAAUGCCCUCACAUCGAUCUCCUCUUCUGCUUUUAUUCGCACCCCACACAUCGUCCAGCUUGAUGUCAGCCACAACCAAAUACACACAAUCGAGACAGGAGCCAUACGAAACCUGACGGAAAUGGAAAUAUUGAACCUGGCUUAUAACAAACUAAUUUAUCUGAAUGCCAGUGAACUUGAGCCGCUGGUGCUCUUACGAGUGAUCAGAGUCGAUGGCAACCCCUGGCACUGUGACUGCCAUUUACGAUCACUCCGUCACUGGUUUCAUGAUCGUAAUAUGGCUGCAUCAGUGCCGCCUUCCUGUUCACAUCCUAAGUGGCUGAUGGGGCACGACUGGCAGCUGCUGGGCCAGGAUGAAUUCCUAUGCGCACCGCAGGUCACAGCUCUUGCUCCUAGGGUCCUGGCAGCCCACGGAGAAAAUGUGUCUUUGCUCUGUCGGGUGGAAACUGAGGUGGAGACGACAGUCACGUGGUACAUGGGUGACGUUCCUCUGUACAAUGAUAGUGAGCUGCAACGGUACUUUGUAGUGGAUCUAGUGACCUCAAGUAACAUGUCUUAUGUGUCAAACUUGACUAUUACUGAUGUCGUGUCUGAAGAUCAGGGCACGUAUCGCUGUGUAGCGGAGAACAGAGCUGGGUUAGGGGAGACCAACUUCACUCUUCAGGUGUCGCACGAAGUAGCCGAAGUUAGAGUCGCGAACAUCGACGUUAGUUACAUAAAGGAGGGUCUGUUAGGGGGAAUCUCCAUACUUAUUUUGGUGUUACUUCUCGUAUGUAGCAUAGUGUACUGCAAGGUUCGAGUGAGUCGUGUUCAGCGGCAGGACGAAGACAGUGUCGAGACAGCUCAGUCAUCGAGGAGCUCUGAAUGUGAGGCUCCUCACAAGCUGGCCGGAUACCACAUGGUACCAUCCAGUGACCUCGAGGAGUCUUCACCCUGCAGACAAGUUCCUGAAUCCUCCUGGAACGUCAGACAUAGACGCGCUUCGGGAGACUUUCCUCCUGGCAGUGUCAUUGAUAUGAGCGCUGCCGAACCCGCCAGACAAGAACCGCCAGAAUGCUCCGGCGCACAAGCACUGGCAGCGACUGUCGCCUUCGUUGAGAGUCCUAAACUCGAUGUUUGUGGUAUGCGACACACCACCCUCGACAGAGGCCAGUGGAAAGACGCGGUGUGUCACAAGGAUAUCUUUCUUCAUAGAGUGUGUAGUCGCUCAGUAUCUCAGGUGUCUCUAGGGAGCGGUAAACAGUAUCCUGACCUGCUCGACCUGCCUCAUCCGCAGCUCGGUAUGCAACUGCAGCAACAUAUGCAGCUGCAAGAUGGAGGGCAGGAGAUGCAAGCACUCAACGCAGCCUCCUGUACAAGACCUCUUCAUCCCUGCAGGAGGACGUACAGCGACGCAGGGCGUCGGGGCGGCGGGGCCGUAGCUCACGACUCUGUCGUACAGGAGAGCAUUCAUCCACUGGCUCAGGCAAUCCUCAACUCCCACGGACACGCAGAGUGCAACAGGUCGUCCAGCGCUCUCAACCUUGCCCUCAGUCAAGCUGCUUCCAAUGCCUACGCCAAUGCCCACUUGCCUGUGAGUGCGCACCAGUGCUUGGCCACCCCGCCCAUGCUGGACGCUCACCACCCACAGGCGCUGUGUCAGCUCAGCGCCUCACACAGGAAUGAGGGAGCAGCAGGGAACAACGGGUGUAGCCAGCACCAUUCUGCCGACCCUUGCCACUUCGAGUACCACGCAGCACAACUCGAGAAGUUCCUUAAGGAGUACCGCUGCCUUCAGGAGCAAUUGAUCCACAUGAAGAAGUCCUACGAAGCUCAUAAGAGAGCUGGGUCUGUCCCCAGGUUGGAUUGCUGCCCACCAGUAGCCGGAAGUUCUAUGGUGUCUUCGGCAGCAUUUCCUGAGGGCGUUCCGUGUUGCUCUUGCAACCUUCAAGCACCUUGCACGCAGCGCUCCGCCAUGCAAUCACUUCUUGGAAACUUCGCAGAGACAUCCCUGACGGAGACCUCCGCUGGAGGGUAUAUGGAAGAGACCGUUCCUGCCCUGUCAACCGGCGGACUUGCUGAUCAUGCCAGGCCACAGACAUCGAGCGAUGGAUGUGUAGAGAAUGUCCUCACCACCCAGGGUCCCUCACUAGUAUAUGUUGAGGCCCCUAUGUCUCCUGCUGUCAGGUACACGGACAGUCCCGUACCACAAAUACAAGUAAGUGGUUACACAGAUGAUCCAAAUUGUCCACCAGAAACGGAGUCUCCACUGCAGCAGAGCCCUGCUAGAGGAAGCCCAAGUGGCAAGACGUCAAGGGCCCCAAAAGAACCACUGAAAUCCAUCUUGAAGAAAAGCAGCGACGGCAGCGCUCGGCGUCGCUGUGAUCAGUGGAGACGAAGCACUUCUUGUUGCGACGGGUCAGCACCUUCGUUCACGGCCUCUGAUUCCCGUCCACCACCUGACGCAUAUUCAGCUGCUGAGUCCUAUCCGCCUGCGAGCCCAUGCCCGACAGCAGACCAGUAUCCGUCAGCGGAGCCACACACAACUACUGACUCGAGCACAAGUGACUCAAACCCCACCACCACCAGCCUAGCGCCAUCACAACAGAGCUGUUAUGAGUCCUGAACCAAAGAGACACUGUUGACUGUGUUCCUACGCCCCAGACACACCACACUGCCAGCCUGGAAAGAAGGUCCUGACUACAUUACCAAGCACCUCGUCCUGCUCCUCCUUCAUCCUCAGCAGAUUUAAGAUGAAUUUUCGUGGUUGUGAACUUAAGGCAGAUCACCUGUAUUUUCAAUUCAAGCGCUGCAAAACAAUAGUGUCCUUGAUUCUGAAGGGAAUACAAAACAUCAGUAUUGUAAACACGCUGCAGAACUUAAUCACGAGUGUUGAUGGUUGUAAACACGCUGCACAACUUAAAACACCAGUGUUGAUGGUUGUAAAAACGCUGCAAAGCUUAAAACACCAGUGUUGAUGGUUGUAAACACGCUGCAGAACUUAAAACACCAGUGUUGAUGGUUGUAAACACGCUGCAGAACUUAAAACACCAGUGUUGAUGGUUGUAAAAACGCUGCAAAGCUUAAAACACCAGUGUUGAUAGGUGUGAACACACUGAAAUUUCUUCAGAAGCCUUCAUCAACAACGUGUUCGAAAAAAAAAAACUGAAAUAUUUCGUACAGAAAACAGACCCGUCUUGAAAUCAUUGUACA